AUGUCAUUCACAGACGACUCGCAAAGAGACUUAGUUGAAAGAAGACUAAGAUAUGCAACCAUAGUUUUGAUUAUACUUUUAGCAGCUGCUUAUGGAUCCUGGAAUAUAUAUCGCAUGGUAGAGUCUGUAAACUCACCCGUAGUAUCAUUAAAGUCCGAAUUGCGCUCCAGUAUACCAGUACCAGGUUUGGUCAUUUGUGGAGAUACGAUACACAGAUCUGCAAACUGGUCUGUUCGAUGUUACAAAAGUCAAAUCAAUGCUGCUGAUGACAAUUAUACUGAUGCAACAAGUUGUGAUGAAUACUUAUCAAGUCAACCGAUUAAUGCGUCAACUUUUUUUAAUAUGCACGGAUACAACAAUCUUGAUAAACAAUUUUGUUACAUUUUAAACACUUCACGACCAUUUGAUGAAUCUCAUGGAGUGGAUCCGCUUGUAUUUGAUAAUUCGACUCAAAAAAUUGCAAUUACAUUAUGGUCAGACGAAAAAGCUAACAACAUUAAUGGAAACAUUACUGUAGAUCGUUGGUUCGUGUACGGAACAUUUACUGAAUCAGAAGAUUAUAGGUAUACUAAAUUCCAAAUUGUCAAAAUGCCAUCUAUUUCGUAUUUAUAUUCUAAAAGAAUAGAAAAGUAUGGUAUCAACAAAAAAGACAUCAUAACCGGAGGUGGAACUGCACAAACUAUCCAAAAGUCUAUCGAGAGUGAUGAAACGUUUACAAGCUUUGCAAUUGCAGGAUUUGGAGUUGACCCAAAUCUUUGGGAAAUCUUCAGAAUCAUUCCAGCAAAAUAUGCUGACGAACAAGUAAAUUCCAAAUUUCUCGUAGAGCUUUGGUAUGAUCGAGUAGAAUUUACAUUUUUACAAUUUACUGCCAACAUGGGAGGCUUUCUAAGCGUACUUAGUGUUGCUUAUCUUUCUCUAUUUGGAUCACGAAGGAUAAAUCCUUGGGGUGUUGUUCAACGUCAUUUACUUAAAGUAGUGCCAUACACGGCAGUGUCUUAUUCUUCAUCUGCUGAGAUUAUUGAACCACAAAUACAUGAACCAUAUUCCUCAGAGAAAGGUAUUUUGUCGAUGUCAACCACAGAUAUGGAUAAGCUGAGCAUUCAUCAGAUAAAACAGGAUUUGCGUGAAGAAAUGCAGAAAAUUAUUAAAAGUGAAUUAGUAAAAUUAAAGGAGUUUCUGAACAAACAUUAUCUUAAAGAUGUCGAUAAGUACUAA
This is a messenger RNA of Dentiscutata heterogama, 1215 nucleotides long. Lineage: Eukaryota; Fungi; Glomeromycota; Glomeromycetes; Diversisporales; Gigasporaceae. The record is from the annotation of a GenBank genome assembly.